AUGUCGUUCAUCGGGGCGACACCCAGCAAGAGCACUGGCAAGCAGGGUCAGAGGGCCGGCACAGGCAAGAUGCCCUCUGUGCCAUCGCGCAGUCUUUUGGAGAUGCGCGACAAGACCACCUGGAACACGCAGGACGACAUUGGCGUGUGGGACGGCACCGCGUACUUCAAGAAGAACAAGAAAGCCUCCUUGAAGUUCUCGUUCGACGAGGUGCACAAGCUCCCGCGCCUGGAGACUGAUCCCGGGUUUGGUGACAUUGUCGUUGUUUUGUACUCCACGUCCUCGUACCUUCGCGACGACAAGAUCAACCUCAGUCUGAACCUGUACGGUGUUGUGCUGGUUGCCCGCGCGUAA
Messenger RNA from Trametes versicolor FP-101664 SS1, 354 nucleotides. RefSeq lists its product as uncharacterized. The record is from RefSeq and is a predicted model, not a curated record. NCBI's taxonomy places the organism in Eukaryota, Fungi, Basidiomycota, Agaricomycetes, Polyporales, Polyporaceae. The transcript is spliced from 2 exons. The coding region runs from base 1 to 354 and encodes 117 amino acids.